AUCAGAAUGACGGACAUUCUCUGCAAGUGGUUGAACGAGGAUGUCAAGCUCGCGGACAAAAUAGACCCAGCAAAUUUUGCACGGGCUUUUGGUUCCGGUUACUUGCUUGGUGAGCUGAUGAGCAAGUAUGGGUUACAGGAAGAUUUCAAGUCUUUCUCUCCUGGAAAUAACACAGAUGCAAAGUUGAACAAUUUCAGCAGACUUGAACCAAGUCUCCGGCUUCUUCAAGUGCCAUUCAACUCCAAUAUUGUAUCGGAUGUAAUGCGCGAGAAGCCUGGGUCUGUGACGAAGCUUAUGUAUCAGCUCUUCAUCGCCCUAAACCGCAAGGAGCAACAAAACCUGACCAGCCACGCUAUGGAAGCCAUGAAAUCUUCCCAGAAGAUGACACUUGAGACCGCAAAUGCUGAAUUCUAUCAAAAUCGGUUACGUCAGCAGUUCCCCCGACAAGUACAAGUUGACAUGGAGGAGCUCGUUAAAAACUUCGACAAGAAACGGCUGGACAACCUAGAAAAAGCUCUCAAAGCCGAGAGGGCUGAAGAGGAGCAGAGCUACAAGGUUAUGCAGCAUCUGAGACAGCAGAAAAUGGAACGAUCGCGUCAGAUAAUGGUGGAGCAAAGAGAACUGAUUGAAAAGCUUGGCACUUCUCCAAAACCAAGAACAAAAGUGUUCGAUCAAAAAGUGAAGGAAACACAAGAGCUGAGACGAGCUCAGAUUUCAAAGAAAAUAGUCAAGGACACGUACAGAAGUCUGGACGAGUUUGAAGAGAAGCAGAGCAGUGCUUCCGCUCUUAGAACCGGAGCUAUGAUGAACGAUUUUAGUUCGUAUAUUCGUGGAGAGGGAGGACCCAAGGAUACCCAGAUAACCCUAAAAGACAACAGAGCCACAGUCAUGAGAACGGAACAGAAUGCUGAGUACAUCUCCAAGAUUCGCAUGCGGCUGUGUGAUGAUGCACUAGCCAGAAAGGAGCGAGAAAAGAGGAGAAGGAGAGUGCUGGUUGAACAGUUGGCAGCGCACGAAGCUAUCGAGCAAGCCAAACACGAGGACAUGCUCGUCACGUGUCUGAUGAGACAGUCGCAGCUGGAGCGCCGCAUUGCGCUGCAGCUCCUCCAAGUCAGACUGGAGAAGGACGUAAUUAGGAACAACCGGCUCCAGAGGGAGCAGCAGUACAUGCAGCGCCGGUUGAAGGAUUUCGACGAGGCGCUGAACUUAGAGGCGGAGGUGGCGCGCCUGACUAAGCAAGAGUACGAGGAACAGUGUCAGAAGGAGUUAGCACGUCACGAGGCCAUAGCUGCGGAGAACCAAAACGCUAAAUACAUGAAACACUUCAAUAUGUGCAGAGAUACGUUGAUGCAGAUAGUAGAUAUGUCGUGCAUUGCUGGACAGUAUAGAAAUCUCUCCGAACAGCCAAUACCAGUGCAGAUGUGGAGACAGUGGAAGGCACUGUUCGUGGCGGGCAAGCCGUUCUACGAGGACAGAGCAGAAACCCCAGCAGAUAUUGAGGAGGACUCCGAGGCAGUGACUGUUCUGAACGAGUGUGAUAUGAACCAGUACAAAACUCUCGUAGGAGAAUGGGUUCCCCCGGAUGAGCACCCGGAAAUAACCCCUCACAUGCCCUUACAAAACAACUACAUCCUAGGACACAUCCUGAAACGUCUGACUGAUAUUGUGUAUCCACCCUCCAAUCCACCUACACCACCUCAGUUCCCAGAGUUCCCUAUCAAGGCCUGUGUUGUCGGCAAGACUUUCAGUGGGAAAACGUCCGUGCUACAGGCUCUUAGUGCAAAGAAACGGCUCCAAGUGUUAGACAUUGAUAUUCUUGUGAAUGACGCAGUAGCUGCUUUCAACAACAACGAAACAGUUGAAGUGACAGAAAUAGUGGAAGUUGGAGUGGCAGUUCCAGUACCAUCCCAGGGAGAGGUGGCAGGAGAAGGUGGCGCACCACCAGAGGGAGAGAAGAAGGAGGAGGUGGUGGCGAGUGAAGCAGCACCCCCCGCUGAGCAGGCUCCUCCUGCUGAGACUCCUCAGGAGGACGCAGUACCUGGAACUGUCCCCUCACCAGUCCCCACAAUACAAUCAGUGACAAAACAAGUUCCCUCGCCUCGUGCUGUGCUGGGUAAAGCUGUAGAGCAAGCCAUGGGCAAGGGAAAGAGCAUUCCUGUUCAAAUCCUCAUCGACAUAGUGGUCCACGGAAUUCGCGAGGUUCCCGAAGGUACCGGCUGGAUUCUUGACAACUUCCCCAAAACAUUAAAACAAGCGAAAGCUCUGGAAAAAGCCCUGAGCGGUUUCUCCGGUUUUGAGAGCAGAGCCUCGUUCCUGAGUACCCCGCUGUCAGGUGCUAAAGGUAGUGCAGCAGCCACACCCCGGAAUACUCCCUCUCCAGCAAGGGGUGGGAGGAACGGGAAGAAGGGGAAGAAGAACCAGCUGGUUGAGGAGCCGGAUUGUGAUAAACCCACCCCGCUGCCGCCACCCAUCAGUGGUAUCGACGUAAUAGUACACCUGCAAGUUCCGGAUAAAAUAGCGAUAAAGCGGGCGUGUGGGCGGCGCAAGCACAAGAACGGAGAGGAGUACCAUGAGGUGAACCGCCCCCCUCCUGAAGGAAGCUACACUGGAGUCCCUCCUAGUUAUGAUGAGUUCAAUGUUAAGCACAGAGAGGCCGUUUCACCAACCCUUCAGGAGUAUUUCUCCAAAUCACUCGACACUGAGUUCGAAACUAUUGUAACAGACCACUCACCCUCACCAAACACAUUCCUAGAAGAGCUGCCUGCUGAGAACUUUGAGAUGCCUGCUCAGUUGGUUACAUAUCAAGAGGAGUGGCCCAAGAUGGAGAAGUGGUUUGGAAUGUUCAACAAUCUCGUUACAGUUGACGCUCAGCAGCCACUCAGCAACGUGGAAGAGAAAGUAGAAGAUCACUUGAACGAGGUCCUGGAGAAGAAACAGAAGCCUCCAACUCCAGCCCCAGCUCCAGAGGAGAUUCCAGCUCCAGAGGAACCAAUAGAAACCCCCACCAAGACGGAGGAGACUCCUGGCGAGGAGGGUGCUGAACCCGCUACUCCUCCCGAGGGGGUACCAGAAACUAUUCCUGAGGAACCUCCAAAACCUCCUUCACCUAAACCUGGGAGUGAUGAAUGGGCUUAUGUUGACGAACCUAUUCCUCACGAUGCAGCAAACAUUCUGUUUCCUCAAUGGGAACUUGUGGAAGACUCGUAUCUUAAACUUUGUAAACAUACCUUCAAGAAGAUCAGAGAAGAAAGAGAAAUAAUCAUCAGAUACUUUUAUUCUACUAAAAAGAAUUUCGUCGUGUUUUUACAGAGACCCGACAACAAGCAGACUUUCGUGACAAGUUGGGUGAAGAAUUACAACAGUGUAGCUGAAGAUAUGCGUGAGGAUAUGGAAAUGAAGGCAGAACUUCAUCAAACUGUAGAGGAUCUUCAAGAGAGGUUAUGGGACAUUUCUGACAAGAAGAAAAUCGAAGCGGAGGAGGAGAAACAAAGUAUUGUGACGGAACAGUGGCUUGAAGAUCACAUCGGCCUGCUUACCAACCACUACAUUCAGCUUCUACAGGCUGAAGUCGACAGAUACCAAGGAUCGGUUCGUCUGAUCCGGGACUACUAUCAAGUGAGUGGGAAGAAGAUUCUGGAUGAGCCAAGAAAAGAGUUUACAAGAGUAGCACUCGUAGAAUUGCCUCGGACUGACACUCCCCGACCUCCCAGUGAGGAGAAAAAUGAACGCUCAUCUGCUCGGAGUGAUCGAAGCAAGUCAGCAGGGAAAGUUCAAUCAAGCCCCAGUGGAGCGACUCCAGGGCUUCCUGCUGUGGAUUCUGAAGAAAGUGGGGAGCCUGAGAUUCAGAGACGAAUACCGCUGGUCGCACGAAAAGCUCUCGAGCGAGAAACUCCACAAUCAGGCCGGAAGAGUGGUAGACCUCCAAGAGAAACUCCUGACCAAGACUUGGAAGAAGCUCAGAUAGUGGAGGCUUACAUCUCCGCUCUUGCAGUUAUCGAGCAACUCAAACAACCGUCUGAGGAAGAGGCUGCUGCGGAAGCUGGCAAGUCUUCGCGGCAGGGUAAAGCCAAGGGGAAGAAAGAGAAACCGAAGAAAGGCAAGAAGUCAGUCUCUCCGGCAGUCACACCCACUGCCGGCACACCCGUACCUGAACUUACUCCAGAAGAAAUAGCUCGACUGAAGAUGCUGGAGAGAGCUAAUCUGGAGUGCACGUCUGCAUUAUUGGCCGAAGAUAAGGCUCUUAAUCUUAAGCUAUCUGUCGUCAAGCUGAGGGCAAUAAACGUUAUCAAAGACCUAAAAGAACGAGCAUCUAAAAUGUAUGACGUUCAAAACGAUUGGAUUGGGCAGCGAUUCCAGAAAGAAAUGGACAGCAUCAAGACGAUGUGUUUGAUGCUAAGUGACGUGAUAGAGAGUGAGAAAUCUCUCCUGCCUCAAGUAAUUCUGACUGAUGAGAAGUUUGAGGUGGACCUGUCCUACAAGAUGUUCGAACCUCUCGUAACCCCACCUCCAGAUGAGCCUAUUGAGAUGCCAACACCUAAUCUAUUCACUAUCGCUCAGAUACAAGAACUUCACCGGAACUUGAAGGAGGUAGCUCCCUCGGGCUACAUCUCCCUUGACAUGCUGACGGAGAUGUUCGAGCCUCCUUCUUUUCUCCCCGAGAUCUGGCAGAAUGUAACUUACCAACAGCUGGAAGAGCUGUUUUCGAGACACUUGUGUGAGACAAAGUAUAUAAACUGGAGAACGGUUCUGUUGUCCUGUAUCCUUCCAAUACCUCUACCUUCACAAGCUCAACUCAUCAGCACGGCUAAACAGUACAGAACUAUAGAUAAAGAUAACACUGGGAAGAUUGAUAUGGCGGGAUAUGCUCAGGGUGACCUGUGGUUUGGUAAUGAGGAUCUCAUGACACCCGAUGGUACUGCCAAAUUUGACAGACUGGGUUACUUAAAGAUAACCUUGUUCACUCUGUUGUGUGAUGAGAACUACAAGAUUGAAUACACUGACUUCCUCUUGCUGUUUGCAUCUGAUCCUGAACCUGGAAACGGUGCAAUGAAAGCUCUAGCAGUGAUGACCGGAGACGAGGUAGAAUGGCCGACAUACAUUGAAACUCCUGACCCCACCAAAGACUUUGAACAGUCCAGCAGUCACAGCACCACUGGAGCUGUAGAGAACAUGCCUGUACGGGGGUCCCCUAUCACACUGGAGCAACUUCUCAGGGUCAUCUCUUUCAACAGGAUGCCUACUCGAAGUCUCAAACUGGUGCAGGACGAAAUGACGGCAGUGUUCAAAGAGGUACAAGGAGAGGACGGAACAGCUGACGUCAGUACCAUUCUAGUUCACCCUAAGAGUCGGGAUAUUAUCUUGCACACCCCAUCAUAUCUCCUCGUGGACUAUCGCACAUUACUCCUAGAAGCUAUCUCUCAAGACACCAAGUUUGCCGAAAGAGUUUCACAGCCAUUGGUGUAAGGCAGAUGAAGAGCAAAUUAUACAAAUUAAAGCUAUAAUGUUUUGGUGAUUGGAUUUGAAAGAACUGUUUAUGAUUUCUGUGAUGGUUAAAGGAUUCGCAUGAAUUUAUUUUCAAGGUCUUUCGGCCAUUGUUUGUAAAAAUUUUGUAAGCGAGUUUCAUUAUUCGAUCGUGGUAUUGUAAAUGAACUGUAAUAUACGUCUAAGUUAUUAUAAUGUAAGAUCGUAUCAUAAUGAUUCACAGUUUUCUCUUUUUAGAUACAUUUUUUAUUUAACCAAAUUUCUUGUACAAAGAAUACCUUUACAUUGUCAAUAAUUUGUUCAAAAACACAAAUAUGAAAUAUGGGAAAGUUUCUUAUUAUAUAUAAAAUCUGCAAAAUAGUGUGCACUGAAAGUCUGAAAUAGUAUACCCA
Messenger RNA from Bolinopsis microptera, 5873 nucleotides. RefSeq names its product sperm flagellar protein 2-like. Bases 7 to 5463 code for a protein of 1818 amino acids. Gene Ontology annotation, molecular function: protein binding. NCBI's taxonomy places the organism in Eukaryota, Metazoa, Ctenophora, Tentaculata, Lobata, Bolinopsidae. The record is from RefSeq and is a predicted model, not a curated record. The transcript has 37 exons.